AUGUCCGCCCCCCGGAGGUACGUGGGCUGCGCACCCCGGCCCGGGCCCGCCUUGCUGCGGGGAGAGGGGGCAGCGGCCCCCGCCAUUCCGCCGGCCCUUGAGAAGCGGCUGGACAAGAGGCUGUUCCAGACCCACCCAAACACCUCGCUAGCAGUGUGUCUUGAUAGGGAGGGGAGUGUUCGUCUAGCAGCUCACACAUCAGAUGCUGUUUCUUGGUUGUAUGGAAGAGGUGUCUGGACGAAUGUAAGCAUGAAGCGAUUCAUGGCGCUGCUUAGUAAGAAUGAAAACAAGGACCCUCCACAGGCCAAGCUGCUGGAUCUAGCAGGACAACUCUGUGGUGAUGUUCAGAGCGUGUCUCCCAGCCUGGAGAAGCUGGUUGAGGCAAUGAUGGGGUGCAAGCUUCAGGAGUAUUUCCUCACCAACAUCAGUGUAGUCCGAGCCUGUGUGCUUGUCCUUAUCCACAGGGGACAGCAUGACACAGCCUGCAGACUCCUGGAGUGUUGCAGGGUGAAAGAGAAGGAGGAGCUGGUGCAACUUUGGAAUGAGAUCCACUACCACAAAGACAUGGAGAAACACCACACAGAUUCCCUGACAUCGGUGCAGAAGUUCCGGUGCAGGAAGAGGAAUCCUCCACCAGUUUCCCUCUGUCCUGAAGGCACAACUAAUCGAAACCAUCCAGAAAAAGUGCGCCAAACACUGCAAAGAUUUGCUGCAAAUGUGACAAUGUAUCCAAACAAGAAUCAGCGGGACACUUUGGCUCAGGAUACGAACUUGAAGCCAAUUCAGGUCUAUAACUGGUUUGCCAAUUACCGUCGUCGUCAAGGAGCCCAGCUCAGGCGGCUGGAAGAGCUCAUCAGUUCAACCGAUGAGGAGCCUUCAACUCGCCAAGCAAAACAUCAGUAUGAUAGUGCAGCAGGUGUCAGAGCUUCUAUGAGCAGGGACCCUGGAGGUGGCUGUAUUGAGGCCAGUUCAGAAAGCAUCAGUCACCAGGCAGAUUUAGAGCUUGAAAGUUUCGUGCUUAGAGAAGGACAGCUAGGGUCCCUGGAAGCCAUUCUUCCCCACAGUUCCCCUCAGGCUGUGCUUGACAAAUCCCAGUGCCCACCUGUUUCCACAUCCCAUCUGGAGGAAAUCCAGGCCUUGGGACACAGCCAGGUGCUGGAGAAUCCACUAGUCGAUCCCAUGACCGACAACAGAUUGUGGGCAGCAUGGCUACUCUUGGAAUUCUCAGCCGGUGGUCGAAUGUAACUCGUAUAGCGAGACUUUGUUUGGUGGUCUGCAGUCCUCCGCUGAUUGCCUCUUUCUGGCCAAAAGAGGCAGUGAGAUAACACAGUGCAGUUAACUGGGAAAGGAGACCUUUUCUAAUUGUUACCAAGUUCAUUUUGGCUACAGUUUUAUCAAGAGUUUUAAUAGUAACAAACAAAAGCAAUGCUCCCUGAGGUUCUUGCAGCUCACAGGCUUUAACUGGGAUAAUGUGAAGCUGUGUAGCCUGUUGCAACUAUUUAGUCACUGGUUCUAUGUUCGGGUCACCCCGUAUUCAUAAUGGAUGUAUCUGGACGAGAUAGUUCUGGGUCCAUCUAUUGUUGUUGUUUAAUGAAGUUGUGUAAAAAGCCCAUUAAUUCAAAGGGAGCAAAACCUCAGAAAUGUCAUCUACAGUGUGGAUGCCCUGUGGGUUUGUUAGGGCUGGAGAAUUUGGGACCCAGCUGAGCCUCGUUACAAAGCUGCCUCCUGCUGCCUCUGCAGUUCACCUCUGCUGUGAAUUCUGGGGCACUCCAAAUCCCAUACUGCCACAGAUCACACAUUUUGGAGCACUUUAGAAUUCAUAGCACCCAACAAACCUUUAUUAUAGAGGAUGAGAUGGGGAAAGUCAGAUUGUCAGGGCCCAGUAGCAGGUGGACUAUUAAUUCCCCAUGAAGGUCAGAGGAGUGGAGAGGGUGGGGAUAUCUGAACCCUUUCAAUUCACACUGAGAAUUCCCAACUCCAGCUGGACAGGAGCUCUGCAACUGGUCCUAAUGGUUGCCUUUCCCACAGUCUGCAGAAGACUGAAACUGAAGGCCUGAUUCUCUACUGCCUUGCUCUUACACCUGUACAAAGUGAAUGUAGAACGCUGCCAUUUUCAUUGGGAAGCACAUUACAUUGACUUUGCAUUUAUUUUGUAGGUACAAAUGACUGCUUGAGGUGCAGGGCAGUGGAGAAGCAGGCCCUGUAUGUCCCCAAGUAUCUUGCAAAGCAGCUUUUGGGUUGUGCAGUCCCAGAUUCCGUCAGACUGCAGAAGUAUGUGGUCUCUAAUAGAAAUUGGUAACUGUAUUCAGCAGAAGUCUAAUACCUGAAUUUUGGGCAAAUAUCUGAGGCUCCUCACAGCUCUGAUUGGAGGAGUACACUGCUAACAGUUCCUCUAUCCAGAUAAAUUUUCCCAAACCAGCCUCCAAGCCAUCUGCUUCUGCUCCCUCUCCAUUGUGUUUUUUUGUUAUAUCACAGAUCAGGAGCCCUACGCUUUUCCUUUUAUCUCACCCUGGGGCUAGAAAAUGGAAAUUGUGAGAGAAAUCGGGUGCGGGGGGGAGGUUUAAUUUGCACCUAGGCUUAAAAACACUGAGGGGUAAAUCAUUGUUUAGCUUUUUAAGUAUUUACCACAAUUGUGUAUUU
This is a messenger RNA of Mauremys mutica (yellowpond turtle), 2640 nucleotides long. RefSeq names its product anomalous homeobox protein-like. NCBI's taxonomy places the organism in Eukaryota, Metazoa, Chordata, Testudines, Geoemydidae. Gene Ontology annotation, cellular component: nucleus; transcription regulator complex. Gene Ontology annotation, biological process: regulation of transcription by RNA polymerase II. Bases 1 to 1245 code for a protein of 414 amino acids. The record is from RefSeq and is a predicted model, not a curated record. The transcript has 8 exons. Gene Ontology annotation, molecular function: DNA-binding transcription factor activity, RNA polymerase II-specific; RNA polymerase II cis-regulatory region sequence-specific DNA binding.